Molecule: messenger RNA, 885 nt
Organism: Postia placenta MAD-698-R-SB12
Lineage: Eukaryota; Fungi; Basidiomycota; Agaricomycetes; Polyporales; Adustoporiaceae
Exons: 4
Coding region: 1-885 (294 amino acids)
Source: RefSeq, a predicted model, not a curated record
AUGCAUUCUCCCCAUGAAAAUACCCCCAUUCGAACGGUAAAGCCUAGAUUGUUGGCCAUAAUCGUGGCCCGACAAUGCGGAGUAAACUCGCUCGACAUCAGGAUAUUGAGGCAGGAUCUUCUCUCGUCCUCCGAGAAGUCGGGACGGCUGGUGCGAGGCGCCGCCGGCCACGUCAAUAUGAAGCCACAAUCGUCUAUCUGUCCUCCCCAUGUCUAUCAGGCAGCCCCUGGCCUGGACAUCGCAACUCCGGUUACCAACAUAGAUAUUCGUUACUAUUUGUUCCAUCCGUCCGAGAAUAUACUCUCCACUGACACGGCAUGGCAUGGGGGCAUGGACAACACUGUCGACCCAGGAGACCCAGCGUACUCCCUACUGGAAUCAUUAGGGCUACAUUCGGUACCAAUCCACGCAGACGAUGUGUCACACGUGUCUGCUCCUGGUCUACACAUUGUAGAGCAGGAAACAAACAACAAUGCACAAAUCAUCCAGGAUGAAGACCUUGAGCACAUGCUUGACCUCGAUCUCGAGAAUGCUCGUGAAGAGCCUGACGACAUCGAUCAUGACGGCACACCGCGCGACAGUGUUUCCGCCGCAAUCACCAACCGACCCUCUGACCUGCGGCAGUCGCUCAACGACCGCAGCAUCUCUGUCCAGCAACUCGUGGAUCCCGCAGCCUUCGAGUGCCCAAAAUGCAAGAAGCCAGAGGCAGACUUCACGAAAAGGCCUCAAUUCGAACGGCAUAUAAGGGGCUGCCUCCUGGGCAAAUUGAACUCGUGCUGGGUAUGCGCGGAGGAGAGAAAGAUUGCCUUUGCUCGGACCGACGCUCUGCAGCGUCAUUUCGAGGCGAAGCAUCCAUGGGCGCCGGUCCCGUCGCGGAAGGGUUGA